This is a messenger RNA of Poecilia reticulata (guppy), 4279 nucleotides long. Lineage: Eukaryota; Metazoa; Chordata; Actinopteri; Cyprinodontiformes; Poeciliidae. The record is from RefSeq and is a predicted model, not a curated record.
UGGUUAUAGAACAAAACUCAAAACAACAGGCUGAACAAAGAAACUUAAACAUGAACAUCUUGUUAUUGUCCAAUAUGGUGCGACCGAGUUUUAUUAUUAUUAAUGACGCUUUUGCUUUUUCAAAGUGCAUCGCCUCAGAUCGACCUGCUGGGGGCGCCGUGAGCUCUGCUGCGGUUGUGGGUUUGAAUCCCAUCUGGGGCUUUCUGCAUGGAGUUUGCCUGUUCGCCUGCGUGGGUUCUCUCUGGGUACUCCUCCUGCAGCCCAGACCAGGAAUGAUCUGUAUUCUCACGUCUCCAACCAGUUGAUCCCAGUUCAGGGCCCGUUUCCUCCCAGCUGUCUGUAGAAGCACUCAGCUCUCAGAAGUUGAAGGAGUUUUUCAUUCAGAAAGGUUCAGAUGGGUUCCUGGUAGUUUGUCAGGCCACUGUAGUUUGUCCAUGUUGCUCCUCUGACGUUAAUAAUCUGAGGGAUUGAGGCCUGACCUUCAGGUUAAUCCUGUCAGCUCUCUCCAGGCUGAAGCAGAGGAAAUCCCCGCAGAUCUGCGCCGGCUGUGCCACUCUCUGGGUCUCUGCGCGUUCGGCAUGCUCAGCCUCCCGUAGAGUCGCAGGAUGUUUUCCUGGGUGGUGAAGGUCGUUCCUCAUCCUGCUGAAGCUCCGGCUGCUGCUGAGUCGGUGAAGAACGAUGAAGCCAAGAAUGCUUCAGCGAAGAGCCCUGAGGAGGCCUCAGAGGACGGCCAGAGCAACGGGGGAGUGAUGGGCUGGCUGUCCAACGGCUUCGUCAGCGCGCUGCCGCAGCCGCCGGGGUCUCCUCUGCUCAAGGGGUCCAAUGCAGACUGCAGGCCAGGAGACGAUGGAGAUCGGAGCGGCGUGAUGGGCUGGGUCGCUCAGGGUCUGACCAAGGUUCUGCCUCAGCCGGAUGACAAGUACCGAGAAGCGGCUGAGACCCAGAAUGCCGCCGAGGAGCACACCGAGGUGUUUGAGGCAGCGACUAUGCCAGAUUAUGACCCGCUUCCUCACAUCCCGGUGGUGGAGGUGGUGUCGGAGGAGGAAGUGUCGGAAGUGGAGAGUUUGGCUGCUCAGUUCCACCCAAAGGUGGUGAGCUGGAUAAAGCAGAUAGUCCCUCAGCCAGUGAUUCUGCCCCCUGGUGGUGUACCUGUGGAAGCGCCACCAAAAGUCUCUCGCUCCUCUCUAGACAAAGUGCUGUCGCCCCCGCCGGAGUCUCUCAGUGGGAUUUCACUGGACACCGACAGCAGAGCUGGAGUGGUUGACUGGUUCGUGUCCGGCCUGGGUCUGAAGAUGCCGCAGCUUGUCCUGCCGCCCAAAGACGAAGCUGAGGGAGCAGCUGAAGUGCUGCAAAAAGCUUCCUCCAAACUGAAGCCCGACUUGGUUCUGGAGGACAUGGAGUCGGACAACGAGGACCAGAACCGCCCCAAAGCUGCAGGAUCCCAGGGCCCCAUGGGCGACUCGGCCCAGCAGGGGAGAGGGAGGUCCGGCUCUGUGGAGGCUCUGGGGAACUGCGCCGCCCCGCAGGCCCCGCAGGCCCCGCAGGCCCCAGUGGCCCCGCAGGCCCCAGUGGCCCCGCAGGCCCCGGUUUCAGACAACGGCACAAAAACAUCUCAGGAAGACGCAGAGACCCAGACGGGCCGCUGGACGCCGUUCAUCGAAAGCAUCAAGAAGGAGGCCGAAGGCGUGGCGCUGGCCUCCAUGGAGGAACGCCUGCUGCAGGAGCGCAUGGAGAUGACCCGCCUGGCCGAAGAGGUGGCUCGGCAGACGGCAGAGAUGGCGGUGAGGCAGAUGGCCAGCGAGGGAACCUCCAUCAAACUCUCCCUGGAGAGCCAGGAGCUGUUGGAGGAACCGGAGGCCGAAUUGCCAGCAGCACCAGAAGAAGACAGCAAGCUGGAGCCAGGAGCUGAUGCAGAAAAGGACGGGUCCGGGCUCCAGGACGAGCAGAAAGCCGAGGAACCGGCAGUCCAGGAAGCAGGUAGAGACACAGCUGAGGAGCAGCAGGAGGAACCAGAACCAGAAUCAGAACCAGAACCAGAACCAGAACCAGAACCUCCACUGACUGCCAUAUUCCUACCAGCAGAACCCAGUUCUGGUCGGGUCGGGUCCAGUCGGUUCCGUCUCUCUGCCCAAUCAUGUUUCUCUGUUGUUUCUUCCUCAGCUCCCCCUCAGCCUCCAGCUGCCCCCCAGGGUGAGGAAGAGGAGGAUGAGGAGGAAGGCAGGUUAGGAGGUCAGUGUGUCGGCGGGGCAGGAAGCGGGGUGUCUGGAGGAAAGGAGACUCGAUGGAUCCGGGCCUGUUGGCCGAUCCGAUUCCCCGCCAGCAUCGACCCUUUCACCAACAUCCUGUACGUUCUGUGGAUGUUCCUGGUUUCUGCGGCCUGGAACUGGAACGUGUGGUUGAUCCCGGUCCGCUGGGCGUUCCCCUACCAGACGCCCCAAAACGCCCCCUACUGGCUGCUGGCCGACUACGCCUGUGACCUCAUCUACAUCCUGGACAUCGCCGUGUUUCAGCCGCGCCUGCAGUUCGUCCGCGGAGGAGACAUCGUGUGUGACAAGAAGGAAAUGAGAAAGAAUUACAUGAAAACCAAACGCUUCAAGUUCGACGUGGCCAGCCUCGUUCCUCUAGAGCUGCUGUACUUUAAGACGGGCAUCAACCCUCUGCUGCGGUUACCUCGCCUGCUGAAGAUCAACUCAUUUUUUGAGUUCAAUGAGCGACUGGAGGCCAUCCUGACCAAAGCCUACAUCUACAGGGUGAUCCGAACCACCACAUAUCUUCUCUACUGUCUUCACUGCAACGCCUGCCUCUACCACUGGGCGUCCUCCUACAUCGGACUGGGGGCCACGCAGUGGGUCUACAACGGGGUCGGCAACAGUUAUAUUCGCUGUUACUACUUUGCGGUGAAAACUCUGAUCACCAUCGGCGGUCUGCCGGAUCCCACCUCCCUGUUUGAGAUCGUAUUCCAGCUCAUCAACUACUUCGUUGGCGUCUUCGCCUUCUCCAUCAUGAUUGGUCAGAUGCGUGACGUCGUCGGUGCGGCCACCGCGGCUCAGACCUACUACCGCACCUGCAUGGACAACACCAUCAAAUACAUGACGUCCUACCGCAUCCCCAAAGACGUCCAGAACCGCGUCAAGACCUGGUACAACUACACCUGGCAGUCACAAGGCAUGCUGGAUGAGCAGGAGCUUCUGACCCAGCUACCAGAUAAAAUGCGCCUGGACAUCGCUGUAGACGUCAACUACUCCAUCGUGAGCAAAGUCCCUCUGUUCCAGGGCUGUGACAGGCAGAUGAUCUUUGACAUGCUGAAGAGUCUGCGCUCGGUCGUCUACCUGCCUGGAGAUUACGUCUGCAAAAAGGGCGAAGUGGGCCGGGAGAUGUACAUCAUCAAAGCAGGGGAGGUGCAGGUGGUUGGAGGUCCCGAUGAGAGGACGGUGUUUGCUACGCUGAGAGCAGGAUCUGUGUUUGGAGAGAUAAGUUUGCUAGCGGUGGGCGGAGUCAACCGGCGCACGGCCAACGUGAUCGCUCAUGGGUUUGCAAACCUGUUCAUCCUGGACAAGAAAGACCUGAACGAGAUCCUGGUCCACUACCCCGAGUCCAAGAAGCUGCUGCGCAAGAAGGCCAGGAAGAUGCUUAAUAAGGGCAAAAAGCCUGAACCCAAAGAGGAAGCUAAGGAACCGGCUCCGGUACCGGCGGCUUCUCUCAAGUCCGAGACACCCAGACUGCUGCGAGCGGCUCUGGAGAUGACGGAGAGGUCGUCUGGACUGAAAGGAGCUCUGGCUCGGGUCAAAGAGAGGAGCAGCAAGUCCAGCAUCUCACUGCAGCGGUCCCUCUCCGCCUCGCUGCGUCCUCCGGACCCCGUCCUCAGCCCCAGACCGGACACGUCCCUCUCUGCCAGCUCCACGACGCUUCGCUCAGCUUCUCGGAGCUGCAACCCUGCCGAUUUUCCUCCUGCGCAGCUGCAGCUGCAACGCGGCGCGGCGGGAUGGGAUGAGAGCGAGGAUGAGUGGGAUGAAGGAGGAAGAGGGGAGGGAUUGGAAAGGAGAUGAAGCUCAUUUCAUAGUUGACUGGUACUCCAGAAAUGAAAGUCUGGUCUUUGUUUUGUUGUUGUUCAUCACAAGUUUACUAAAAUAAUAACUGGCCUUAUAAGUGGAAUCACUGCUGCAGCUUUAGCUCAACCUGAAACACUAUUGAUUUUAAACUAGAACAAUAUUAACAUCAAUGAUGUCAACAUUGAUUUUAUUCUGUAAAAUGAUUUGUGAAUAUAAAGUAACUAUCAUCA